AUGCCUCCCUCCACCCAAUCCAGCCAUGACUCAACCGCCGCCACGGCGGAUCCGGAAGACCUGGACAACGCUUCGUCAAGACCAAAGUCCUCCCGGGACGACGCUUCAUCACCGGGCUCAAAGUCAUCAUCAUCAUCAUCAUCAUCAUCAUCAUCAUCGCAGGACGGACUCAUCGCGGGAGAGCCAGAGGCAGCCAUAGCGCGGCUGCGCGACGCCGACCAAAGCGCACGACCCUCCGCCGAAGAAUUGAAACUCUAUACCGAGUUUGUUGCUAAGCGGGGCGCUGCGAGUGGUGAGGUCUCGUCUCCUCCAUCGAAUUACAACGAAGAUGGUGAGGGUGACGAAGUUGCGGGUGAGGAGGCCUUGUCAUCUUCAUCGGAUCGCGGCGACAGAGAGAGUGUUGUUGAUGGUGAAGGAUCGGGUGAAGACAGCAGCGAAGCCGAAAGUGCGGGCAGCAACGCACCAGACAGCAUCGAUGAACCAGCCGAGGAUGGACUUGGGUAUCUCUGCGCAAUAGCAGACAUGGUUUCAAUCGCAAACCUCAAAUUCUACACGUCCGCGACGUGGGCUCAUCGCGAGCAAAUAUCCCGCUGGACAGGCCUCCUCUCCACCGCGAUCCUGCUAAUCAUUCUGCUUUGCACAAUCCUCCAAGCCUCCCUCCCUCCCGGUCUACCCGUCUUUACACGUUCGCACCGUUCUCCUCCUACUCCUCCUCCAACGCCCUCUGCAUCAACGACAAUGUUGGACACCCGCUCUGUUCCGCCGAUCGGUCCACCAUCAAUACCUCUACACUUCGGCUCAUUGGCAGGAACAGGGACCGCCGACGUCGCGCAGCAUCUCCGACAUCUAGUGGGCCACCAUCGGACAUUUCUGGUUGCGAAACGAAGCUCCACAUCCGGCGCUGUUCUGCGUCGCCAGAGUCGGGACUUGCUCGAGAUGGAUGAGAUUAUCGCGGGGAUGAUGCGUUGGGAUGAUCAACGGGGUGCUGGUGCUGGUGCUGCUGCUGGGAGGGAGGCGGAAGUGGAGUUGGAGCGGACGAGAGUGAAGUUGCUGAGGAUGGUGGGAAGGUUGAGUCUAAGGAGUGGUGGUGCGGGGGUGGGCGUCGAGGAAGAAGGGGAGGGGGAUCCUCCGCGAUGGGUUGGGAAAGGUGUCGCUGAGGGGUUGAAUGGUUUUGUGGAGGGGUAUUUGGAGGAUAUUAGUAGUUGGGAGGGGAGGGAAGUGGUUUGA
Messenger RNA from Zymoseptoria tritici IPO323, 1227 nucleotides. RefSeq lists its product as uncharacterized. The transcript is spliced from 3 exons. Bases 1 to 1227 code for a protein of 408 amino acids. Lineage: Eukaryota; Fungi; Ascomycota; Dothideomycetes; Mycosphaerellales; Mycosphaerellaceae. The record is from RefSeq and is a predicted model, not a curated record.